Molecule: messenger RNA, 2616 nt
Organism: Fundulus heteroclitus (mummichog)
Lineage: Eukaryota; Metazoa; Chordata; Actinopteri; Cyprinodontiformes; Fundulidae
Gene: rint1
Product: RAD50 interactor 1
Exons: 15
Coding region: 29-2404 (791 amino acids)
Biological process (GO): endoplasmic reticulum to Golgi vesicle-mediated transport; regulation of ER to Golgi vesicle-mediated transport; retrograde vesicle-mediated transport, Golgi to endoplasmic reticulum
Cellular component (GO): Dsl1/NZR complex
Source: RefSeq, a predicted model, not a curated record
AGAAAACGUCAUCCCGGUACAUGAAGCGAUGGCUGCAGUCGUAGACGGGUCGCGGGGCUGUGCAGGGAAUAAAGUGAGCGACUUUUUACCAGACCGAGUCUGUGAGAGCAGUGAAGGUGAUGUGGCUGAUGAAGGCGGAAGCGCAGCGGACUUCCUGCAGGGGGAGCACAGCAGCAGCAGCUGGAGCCUGAAAUCCUCAAAGGAUGUUGGCGAGCUGCUGGAAAAGUUCCGAGAGGAGACCGAAGCUUUGGAGGAACAGGUUCUGACCGUCUGCAGCUCUGUGCCUCCCAAAGUUUCAGCGGCUCUGUCAGCCGCAGGGGAGGCCAGGUGUUCCCUGGAUGAGCUGCUGCAGAGAGAGCAGUUUAUCUCCAACAAGCUGCAACAGCACUUACAGGGGACCAAACAGUGGAUGGGGGAUCUUGGCCAGACAUGUAACCAAGUGGACUUUAUAGAGCGGUCCAUAAAAUACCUGAAGUGCCUUCACCACAUAGAGGAACUUAGUGCUGCAGUCCAGCAGUAUCUGAUGAUCAACAGCGUGUGGGACGCUAUAAAAGGAGUGGAAAGCAUGGCAGCCCUGGACUGUGGACUAAGCCAGUCGGAGUGUCCCCAUCUUUGUGACUUUCUCAGGAAAACACUAUGUUUCUGGCACACCAUCAUCAAGGAUCGACUGACCAGUGAUUUUGAGAAAGUGUUAAUUCAACUUCAGUGGCCAAUCAUCACACCCAACCAGUCGGUGACUCCCCCGGCCAACCAUCAGGAUCUCAGCAGCCAGUUGGAGGGGCUGGUGCUACAGCUGCUCGCUCUGCAGACUUCUGAUGACCUCAUAUCCCAGAGAGCUUCAGCCUCCACCCAAGGACCGCCCACUGUGUCUUCAUCCACGCUUGCCUCACCAGCACCUCCACUCUGUCUGCCCAUUCAGAUCAUGCUGCAGCCACUCGCCAAGAGGUUCCGAUACCAUUUCUACGGAAAUCGCCAAACCAACUCCAUACACAAGCCUGAGUGGUACCUAACACAAGUUCUGAAAUGGCUGGAGAGCAGCUCAACCUUCAUGGAGGAAAAGAUUCAGCCCGUUUUUGAUCAAGCCGGGCAAACUAUCAGCGCAAAGGUGGAGCUGUGUCGAGGCCUGGUGACUUUGGUCCAGGAGAAGGUUGGCAGCGAUGCGUCUCGCAUGCUGUAUGACGACGGACUCUUCUGCCACCUGGUGGAGGAGGUGCUGCAGUUUGAAAAGGACCUGAGGAGCAACCAUUCAUACCCUGCAACGCUGCCCGCUCUCCUUCACAUCCUGCUCGAGGAUGCAUUCCUUCAGAAGUGGCUCGCUGUAGAAAGGAAGAUGGCUGUAGAGAAGAUGGAUGCCAUGCUGUCCGCCGAGGGAGCUUGGACAUCUCAGUAUAAAGACAUCAGUGACAUGGAUGAGCUGAAGGCACCCGAGUGUGCCGAGACGUUCAUGACUCUGCUACAGGUCAUCACUGAACGUUACCGAGCCUUGCCCAGUCCUGCCGCACAGCUCAGGUUUUUCGGGCUGCAGAAGGAACUGGUCGAUGACUUCCGCAUACGGCUGACUCAGGUGAUGAAGGAAGAGUCCCGCUGUCCACUGGGGAGCCGUUAUUGUGCCAUCCUCAAUGCAGUCAACUACAUUUCAACCAUCCUGAGAGACUGGGGAGACAACGUGUUUUUCCUCCAGCUGCAGCAGGCGGUGGUUUCUCUGGGUGAGCAGGAGUUACUGGGUAGCAUUGAGAUGAUGGAGGUCGGUCGCCUGGCUUCCCUGGAGGGAUCUCUGUUUGAUGGCCUGUUGUCACUACUGGAUCGCUUAAAGGGAGACAUGCUGGGAAGACUGCUCCACUCUCUAAUGAGAGACACGGCUGAAAAGGCCCAGCCGUACUGCCAGGAGAGAUGGCUGUCCAUUCCAGCGCCACAAGACCAGUCCGCCAUGUCCCUGUCCAGUUCAGCAUGUCCCAUGAUGCUGUGCGUGAGGGACAGGCUGCUGAACCUUCAUCAGGUCUUGAGUGUUUCUCUCUUCCAGCUGGCCUGGCAGGGCUUGGCAGAAAAACUGGACAACUUUAUCUACCAGGAGGUCAUCCUGGCUAACCAUUUCAGUGACGGCGGAGCAGCUCAGCUUCAGUUUGACAUGACCAGAAACUUGUUUCCGUUGUUCGGCCAUUACUGCAGAAGACCUGAGAACUUCUUCAAGCAUGUCAAGGAGGCGUGCAUCAUUUUGUCCUUAAAGUUGGGCUCUGCCAUUCUCCUCAGGGAUCUCCUGAAACGCUCCAAGCUAGAGGCAAAAGAUUGGGAAGAUGCAGGAGAUCCUUCACCAGAGUCUGCUCUCAAUGAGUUGGGGGUUUUCUGCCUGGCACCAUGUGAUGUGUUAAUUCUUCUUAACCUCAGAGCUUCGUUGCCAGGAAUAUAAAUGGUGCUAGUUAGGCAGUAUUCCUGUUUUGUGGAGUGUGGAUCAGAUCAGAUCAGUGGAAGGACUGACUCCCCAUCUUAUUGCAUCCCAUCUCCCUUGUAACAAAUCCAAAGUAUUGUUACUUACAUUAGAACUAAAGUUAAUAAAUCCAGAUGCCUCUGAGCUAAUUUUUGUUUUAUGAGUCUUUUUGUGAUGAUGGUUAUAUUGCAUCA